AUGAAAGCCAUCAUUCUCGUCGGAGGGUUCGGCACCCGUCUGAGGCCUCUUACCCUCACCUACCCCAAGCCGCUCGUCGAGUUCGCGAACAAGCCCAUGAUCCAGCACCAGAUCGAGGCCCUUGCCGAUGCUGGCGUCACAGAUGUUGUCCUCGCGGUCAACUACCGCCCGGAAAUCAUGGCCGAGGCGCUCAAGACCUACGAGAAGCAAUACGGCGUCACCAUCACAUUCUCCGUCGAGACCGAGCCCCUCGGCACCGCUGGUCCCCUCAAGCUCGCUGAGAACGUUCUCGGCAAGGACGACUCGCCCUUCUUCGUCCUCAACGCCGACGUCACAUGCGACUAUCCCUUCAAGCAGCUCGCCGAGUUCCACAAGCAGCACGGUGACGAGGGCACCAUUGUCGUCACAAAGGUCGAGGAGCCGUCCAAGUACGGUGUCGUAGUCCACAAGCCUGGCCACGCCUCCAAGAUUGACCGUUUCGUCGAGAAGCCCGUCGAGUUCGUCGGCAACCGCAUCAACGCCGGUAUCUACAUUAUGAACACCAGCGUGCUCAAGCGCAUUGAGCUCCGCCCUACCUCGAUCGAGCAGGAGACUUUCCCUGCCAUUGUCAAGGACGGCCUGCUGCACUCAUUCGAUCUCGAGGGCUUCUGGAUGGACGUUGGACAGCCCAAGGACUUCUUGUCCGGCACCUGUCUCUACCUCUCAUCUCUGGCGCGCAGGAACGCCAAGCUGCUCACACCAGCCUCUGAGCCAUACGUCUACGGCGGCAACGUCCUGAUCGACCCCUCGGCGAAGAUUGGCAAGAACUGCCGCAUCGGUCCUAAUGUCACUAUUGGCCCGGAUGUUGUCAUUGGCGACGGUGUCCGUCUGCAACGCUGUGUGUUGCUCAAGAACAGCCGUGUCAAGGACCACGCCUGGGUCAAGUCGUCUAUUGUUGGCUGGAACAGCACCGUCGGCAAGUGGGCGCGUCUCGAGAACAUAACAGUUCUCGGUGACGACGUUACCAUUGGCGACGAGGUCUACGUCAACGGUGGUUCCGUCCUACCCCACAAGUCCAUCAAGCAGAACGUUGACACUCCUUCGAUCAUUAUGUAA
Alternaria postmessia is the source of this 1095-nucleotide messenger RNA. It is a transcript of the gene MPG1, whose product is annotated as mannose-1-phosphate guanyltransferase. Lineage: Eukaryota; Fungi; Ascomycota; Dothideomycetes; Pleosporales; Pleosporaceae. Bases 1 to 1095 code for a protein of 364 amino acids. Gene Ontology annotation, biological process: cell wall mannoprotein biosynthetic process; GDP-mannose biosynthetic process. Gene Ontology annotation, cellular component: cytoplasm. The record is from RefSeq and is a predicted model, not a curated record. The transcript is spliced from 5 exons. Gene Ontology annotation, molecular function: mannose-1-phosphate guanylyltransferase (GTP) activity; GTP binding.